Messenger RNA from Ixodes scapularis (black-legged tick), 1694 nucleotides. RefSeq names its product sulfotransferase ssu-1. The transcript has 2 exons. Gene Ontology annotation, molecular function: sulfotransferase activity. Gene Ontology annotation, cellular component: cytoplasm. Bases 176 to 1069 code for a protein of 297 amino acids. Gene Ontology annotation, biological process: sulfation. Lineage: Eukaryota; Metazoa; Arthropoda; Arachnida; Ixodida; Ixodidae. The record is from RefSeq and is a predicted model, not a curated record.
CUCGCCGUGUCAGUGUCCUCGAGAAAACGCAAUUACGAAAGGCAUCUCCUCUCCACACACUUCUUGGCGGCGAUCACGUCGGCCUUCGUGCCCUCCGUUGCCUUAACCUAUCUUCCUCCUUCGGCAAGUACUUGCACUUGGCCGGUCUUGGUCCGGUCGUUCCUGACUCUCAGACAUGACCGAUCGAAGACUACCUGCAUACAAGAAGCACGUUACGGGAUGGGUCGCCGCGAGGGACGGCGAUUGGUCCGACUUCGAAGCUGCUUGCCGCUACCAACCAGGCUCAGAGGACAUCAUCCUGAUGACCUACCCCAAGUCAGGAACGACCUGGGUGCAGCACAUGCUUCACCUUAUGGUCCACGACAUGGCCUUGGUUCCUGAAGGCCGUCGGUUGGAUAGCUUUUCCCCCUUCCUGGAGAGAGGAGGCAUCAAGCUGCUUCCAGGAUUGGAUCGAACUCCAAGGCCCAUAAAGACGCAUUUGUCUUUCGCUGUGAUGCCCUGGAGUGCGGUGCCCCGGUACGUGUGCGUCCUGCGCAAUCCCAAGGAUGUGUGCGUCUCGUUGUUUCAUCAUGUGAGGGGAUUCCCAGACUACCAUUUUGAGGAUGGCAGCUUUGCCGAUUUCUUCGAACUUUUUCUGGACGGUGAGGCGAAUUGCGGGGACUACUUCAAUCACCUUCUGUCCCUUUGGAACCGUCGACUUGAGCGGAACGUGCUCCUUCUUACCUACGAGGACCUCAUGGCGGAUCCACUGGCGGGAGCUCGGCGCCUGGUAGACCACGUCAGGCGCAGUUUUCCGUCGGACUGGCGUGAGCCCGACCUGAGGGAGCUUGUGGCGGCGAGCAGCUUCGAGGCCAUGAAGGCCCAGUCCCCGGACAAGUGGUCCAGCACACGGCCCGAGGGCGCUCCCGGCUUCAUCCGCAAGGGCCAGGUCGGGGACUGGAGGAACUACCUCACGCCGGAACAGAACGAACGGCUCGAGCGGAAGUUCCACCAGAGACUCGCCGGCACAGGAGCAGAACACCUCUGGCCCACCGAAAUCGGACUGCCGGCAGGACUGGAGUCCUCGUAGGAACCGUCGGGACAUUACUCAAUCAAUGUGACCGGGGUGCAGCAAAUGCCCGUUGAUCUUAAUUGUAGCUCGAAGGCGAUUUGAGAUCAAAUCUGUUUAAAACUCUAAUUUGAUAAAAAAAAAAAAAUUAAGUAAUUAGAGUAACGUAAAAGCGCGAAAAGGAAACGUGAAUUUAUGUAUUGAUGAAUCGCUGUAAACCAAUCCUAUUUACCCGGUAAAUUUAGAGAGAAAAUUUGAAUUGGCGUACAAGUGCAUCAAUUAAAUUUCUCUGCUAAACUUAACCGGGAAACGCUUCCCGCUAAAUGUACAGAUUAUAUGCCGAAAAUCAUAAUAAUAAAAAACUGUAUAAAAACGUCUUCCAGUUUCCGUUCUGUGCACCUUAGCUGCAUCAUGGAGGUCGAGCAAGUUGAUUUGUUAUUUUCUGGAUUGUCAUUUUUUAUUUUCAAAUUUCCGAGACACCGUGUGGUGGUAAGGAAUUAAGAACAAAAAAAAAAAAACUCUUAUGAAGUUUAGUUAAAAAAAUAUUAGUAUGUGUCAAGCGUUUAAUCACUAGCUUAUUCGCGUAUAUACACAUACCCGGAGCCAGACGAAAUGCCAAAUGUUGUUGGUUUAAACUUUAAAGUAA